Molecule: messenger RNA, 1806 nt
Organism: Heterostelium album PN500
Lineage: Eukaryota; Evosea; Eumycetozoa; Acytosteliales; Acytosteliaceae
Product: pepsin-like aspartic protease
Exons: 4
Coding region: 1-1806 (601 amino acids)
Biological process (GO): proteolysis
Molecular function (GO): aspartic-type endopeptidase activity
Source: RefSeq, a predicted model, not a curated record
AUGAUUAAAAUUCAGAUUCCAACCAUUUUUAAUAGAUAUAGAAAUAAUACAAAUUAUUUUAUAAAUAAUAAUAAUUAUAAUAAUAAUGAUAAUGAUAAUAAUAGUAGUUUAAUUAUAAAUACAUUUUCAAAUAGAAAAUUAUUUGAUAUCCAUCCAAUCGAUACCGAUGGUGUUAUUGAUAACAAUGAUGAGAGAUAUAGUACGUUUAUAGGUGCUGGCUAUCGUGUUGGUGUCUACACGAUCUCUAUAUUGGUUGGUAAUCCUUCACAAUCGUUUAGGGUGAUGUUGGAUACUGGCUCGGCAACUCUAAACAUACCAUCGGUAGACUGUUUCCUCUACUCAGCAGUGAAUAGACCAACGAAAUGUCGUUGCUCUAGCAAAGCAGAAUCAACCUAUAAAAGAGAAUACAGUCCGAAUAGUAAAGUGCAUUGUAGGACUGACAACUGUAUCUACUCAGAGCAAUUCGUUGAUAAAUCAUUCCUAAUGAGUCAAUUGGUUGAAGAUACUGUUAGAAUAGGUGGUUAUUCAAUUGAUUCGAUUUUCGGUAAUGUUAACAAAAUAUUACUCUUAGCUUUUCAAUAUAAAGAAUGUCCAGCACCAGAUGUAUAUACACCAAGAUCAUUCGAUGGAAUCUUUGGAUUGAGUACGAAAGUGAUUGAUGACACUGCAGGUGAAGAUAUUCUAACACAAAUCAGUUUAAAGUAUAAUCUAUCGAAUUCAUUCUCUUUGUGUUUUGGAGAAUCGGGAUAUGGUGGACAAUUCAAAAUCGGUGGUUACGAUCCCGAGCUAAUAGUUGAACCAAUGCGAUACAUUCCAGUGGCAAAACCAUAUACAUACAAUCUAACCAUCUCUCAAGUUCAUAUCGGUCAAUAUAAAUUGGAACAUACAACUUAUAAUGCAUGGAUUGAUUCUGGAUCAGCAAGUAUAGUAAUACCAACACCAUUAUAUAACAAUAUGAUAAAUACAAUGUAUGAGAAGUUCCCAUUAGCUGGAUUUCAGGAUGGUGCAUUCUGGAAUACUUCAUUCCCUUGUGCUUUUAUAGAUGAAAAAGAUAUACCAAACUAUCCAAAGUUUAAUAUCUCGUUUGUCGAUACUGAUGGUGAGAUCUUUCACCUCUCAGUACUACCUCAGAACUACUUGGUUUACAAUGAAGAAGAGAAAUGCUAUGAACUCUUAUUGCGUACGGUCGACAACAACUACUUUAUCAUUGGUGACUUGGGUUUGAUUGGUUACAACAUUCAUUUCGAUAAGCAAAACCAGCGCAUCGGUUUCGCCAAGGCAUCGGCCAACUGCUCGACAUUCUCUGAGAAAUUAGAGUUGGACGUAGUGUUGCUCUCAAAAGAGAGUGGUUUGAUCAUGGCCAAAGUCAGAGGUGGAAGUACUGCCUACAGUUUGAGAGGCAUCGAUAUCGAAUUCAAUAUUCGAUCGGGUAAAGCACUCUUUUACCCUAGUGGUUCGACCGUUGUUACAAACUCCACCGACGAGAAUGGUAUUGCAAUAGCAACAAUCUCGCCAAACUAUCGUGGUAAUAUCGUAGUGGAUGUAGUUGCCAAAGAACUGAAUCUUCAUGCAUCGAAUCUAAAGACUGUCACGCUACAUCCUGCAGCGCCAUCUACCUCCACCGCUUACAUUUCAUUCCUCAUACUAUUUAUUAUCAUCGGUUUGAUUGGUGCUGCAUUCGUCAUCAACAGAAUCUACAAAAGAAGAGAACUUCAAAAACAAAAAGAUAAUCUCGAUAGUUAUGAAAUGUUGCUAUUCGGUGCUCCGCAACCUAUAUCAGGUUUUGAUGAAGAGAAAAUAACAUAA